Molecule: messenger RNA, 3410 nt
Organism: Octopus bimaculoides (California two-spot octopus)
Lineage: Eukaryota; Metazoa; Mollusca; Cephalopoda; Octopoda; Octopodidae
Biological process (GO): regulation of transcription by RNA polymerase II
Cellular component (GO): nucleus
Molecular function (GO): DNA-binding transcription factor activity, RNA polymerase II-specific
Source: RefSeq, a predicted model, not a curated record
ACGAAUAUUUUUGUUAUCCAUGUAGAAAAAUAGGGAUUACGAAUCUGGGAAAUAUAUCUUUUUAAAGUUUAAUUUUUCUUAAAGAAACACUCACCUCACCCAUCCAUUCAUUCGAUUCAAACCUCUGUCAUUUGCCUGCAUCCUGACUCAUUGAGCUGGUGUCAUUUGAUUUCCAGUUCAUGUAAUCAAGAGAGGGAUAUUUGUUGCUCGGCGGAGAGUGACACAAGCUCGCUUGGAACAUGUGGCUGUUGUCUCGAGGUAUGCCAGCAGACGAUAGAAACUCUUACCCAUGCAUCAUCGAAAAGUAGAAAUUAAAAUCAUCAUCGUUUGUAGAGCUCAUGAUUAAAGGAAAGAGAACUAAUUCUUCUUUCAAAAUUAAGUGUGAAACCUUCAUAUAAAAUACCUAAAACUUAUCGAAGAAAAUUUUUGUCAGAAAUAUAAAAAACUGGAUUACGGUUAGAAAUUCCAACAAGAGUUACCUCCCAUAUGUGUUUUAUUAAACGAGACGCAUGCGCAUUAACUGUACUUCCGCAUUCACUUGCACAUUGAAACAAAUUUGUUUUGUGCGUCAGUGUCUCUUAUUUAACUUUUACAAGUACACACAAACUUACACACUUAAAGUACGUUUAAUACAUAUUAUACACACACUUUAUAACAAGUCUUUCUUUCAUGAAACAUUUCUAAUAUCAUAUGACAGUGGGAUAACUGAAGAUACAUACUCAAUAUUUAUCAUCUUUUAAGACUGAAAAGAAUUGAUGUACAUAGCAAAUUCUUUGUAAAGAGUGAAUUAUAAGAAAGAAAGCAAGAACAAUAUAUAUACAUUGUGAUUUGAGGAGAAAAAUAAUGGAAAAGAGUGAGCAGGUUGAAGAAUUGAUUUCUCAUGAAGACAUGAUAAAAGAGAUAAGAAAGUCUUCAUAUAACUGUGAUGUCUGUAAAAGAUGCUUCUCUCAAAAAAGUAACUUAACUAAACACAAACGUAUUCAUACUGGAGAGAAGCCAUUUCACUGUGAUGUCUGUGGCAAAUCGUUCUCUCGCAGUUGUGACUUAACUACACACAUACGUACUCAUACAGGAGAGAAACCAUAUCAUUGUGAUAUCUGUGGUAAAUCAUUCUCUCAAAGAUGUCACUUAACUAAACACAAAUGUAUUCAUACUGGAGAGAAGCCAUUUCACUGUGAUGUCUGUGGUAAAUUGUUCUCUCGCAGUUGUGACUUAACUACACACAUACGUAUUCAUACAGGAGAGAAGCCAUAUCAUUGUGAUAUCUGUGGUAAAACAUUCUCUGAUAGUAGUGCUUUACCUAGACAUAAACGUAUUCAUACAGGAGAGAAACCAUAUCACUGUAUUACCUGUGGUAAAUCAUUCUCUGACAGUAAUACCUUGACUUCACACAAACGUACUCAUACAGGAGAGAAGCCAUACCAUUGUGAUAUCUGUGGUAAAUCAUUCUCUAAGAAUUGUCACUUAACCACACAUAAACGUAACCAUACAGGAGAGAAACUAUAUCACUGUGAUACCUGUGGUAAAUCAUUCUCACAAAAUAGUCACUUAACUGCUCAUAGAUAUAUUCAUACAGGAGAGAAGCCUUAUCAUUGUGAUAUCUGUGGUAAAUCUUUCACUUGCAAUAGUGCCAUGACUGCACACAGAUGUAUUCAUACAGGAGAGAAUCCCUAUCACUGUGAUAUCUGUGGUAAAUCAUUCUCUAGAAGUAUUCACGUUACUACACACAAACGUACUCACACAGGAGAGAAGCCACAUCAUUGUGAUAUCUGUGGUAAAUCAUUCUCUGAUAGUAGUGCUUUACCUAGACACAAACGUAUUCAUACAGGAGAGAAACCAUAUCAGUGUGAUAUUUGUGGUAAAUCAUUCUCUGACAGUAGUCGCCUAACUGCACACAGACCUAUUCAUAUUGGAGAGAAACAACAUCACUGAUGCCUGCAGUAAAUCAUUCUCCAUGUAACUGCUACCAGUGGUUAAUCAUAUUCUAAAAAUGGUUCUUUAACUGCCCACAGACGUGUUCAUACAGGAGUGAAGCUGUGUCAUUGUGAUACCUGCACACAAACGUGUGUUCAUACAGGAGAGAAACCAUAUGACAAUGAUAUCUGUGGUAAAUCGAUCUCUGUAAGUAGUGACUUAACUAGACAUAAAUGUAUUCAUACAGGAGAGAAACCAUAUCAUUGUCAACUGUCUGUAGAAACCUUGUCCCAUGCUGCAUCAGAGAGUAGAAGUUAAAAAUCUUCAUUGUUUCUCGGGCCCGUGAUUAAAAGAAUGAGUACUAAUUCUAGUUUCAGAAUUAGGGGUGAAAUCAGGAUGAUAAGGAGAGUCAGUGUUAUCACUAGGAAUUACCUUCAUAUAAAAUAUCUGAAACUAGUUCUAGAAAAGUUUUAUUAUGGAGACAGACAGGAAAAACAAUUGCAUUAAAUUGAAACAUUGCGACAAGAGUUAUCUCCCGUAUGUGUUUUAUUUAACGAUACGCAUGGGCAAUAAUUGUACUUCCGUUUUUACCUUCACUUUGAAAGAAGUAUAAUUCGAGCAGGAAUUUGUUUCAAUUAACUUCUACAAACACUUUUGAUACUUUUCUCAAUACACAUAAUUCACACACUUUAUAACUAUUCUUUCUUUUAUGAAACAUUUCCAAUAUCAUAUGACAUUGGGAUAACUGAAGAUACAUCCUCAAUAUUUAUAAUCUUUUAAAACUGAAAGAAAAUGAUGUACAAAGCAUAUUCUUUGUAAGAGUAAACUAUAAGAAGGAAAACAAGAACAAUAUAUAUAUACAUUGUGAUUCAAGGAGAAAAAUAAUGGAAAAGAGUGAGAAGCUUGAAGAAUUGAUUUUCCAUGAAGAUAUGAUAAAAGACAUAAAGAAGUCUUCAUAUGACUGAUGUCUGUAAAAGGUCCUUCUCUCGAAAAAGUGACCUAACUGUACACAAACGUAUUCAUACUGGAGAGAAGCCAUUUCAUUGUGAUAUCUGUGGUAAAUUGUUUUCUCGCAAUAGUGUCUUAAUUAUACACAAACGUGUUCAUACAGGAGAGAAACCAUAUCAUUGUGAUAUCUGGUAAUUCAUUCUCCAACAGUAGUCACUUAACUGCACAUAGACGUAUUCAUACAAGAGAGAAACCAUAUCACUGUGAUAUCUGUGGUAAAUUAUUUUCUCACAGCGUUAACUUAACUGUGCACAAACGUACCCAUACAGGAGAGAAACCAUAUCAGUGUGAUAUCUGUGGUAAAUCAUUCUCUAAUAAUUGUCACUUAACUACACACAGACGUAUUCAUACAGGAGAGAAACCAUUUCACUGUGAUAUCUGUGAUAAAUCAUUCUCUGAUAGUAGUGCUUUACCUAGACACAAAUGUAUUCAUACAAGUGAGAAGCCACAUCAUUGUGAUGUUUGUGGUAAAUCAUUCUUUUGAAUUA